UCCCAUUUUCGUGCUCCUCUCGAUCUUUUUCCCAUUUCCAUGGAGCUGAUCCCGUCACCGUUAUCAUCAACGAAGUAAAACCCAAAUAGCUAUCGCCGCUUUCUUUCUUUUUUUGCCCCCCGCGCCGCCAUGAACGACCUCAUCUCCAGCUCCUUCAAGAGAUACACAGACCUGAAGCACCAGGUGAAGCUCGACGACGUCGAGGCGGGCCAAACCGAAUCAGGCAACCUCGACGAGUUCUUCGGAUAUGUCGAGAACGUCAAAGAAGACAUGAAAGCCGUCGAAGAGCUCCACAAGCGUCUCCAAGAUGCCAACGAGGAGUCCAAGACCGUUCACGAUUCCAAAGCCAUGAAGAAGCUUCGUGGGCGCAUGGAUUCGGACGUGGAACUUGUCUUGAAACGAGUCAAGAUGAUCAAAUCUAAGCUGGAGGCCGUGGAGAAAGCGAACGCAGCUCAGAGGAAGGUCCCUGGGUGCGGUCCCGGCUCGUCCGUGGACCGGACCAGGACGUCCGUCGUGAGCGGGUUGGGGAAGAAGUUAAAGGACAUGAUGGAUGAUUUCCAGGGGCUACGAGCCAAGAUUUCUUCCGAGUACAAAGAAACAGUCGAGAGACGAUACUUCACUGUUACGGGACAGCGAGCAGACGAAGAGACGAUCGAGAAGCUGAUAUCGAGCGGAGAGAGCGAGGGUUUUCUGCAGAAGGCGAUACAAGAGCAGGGUCGUGGACAGAUCAUGGACACGUUGUCAGAGAUUCAAGAAAGGCAGGAGUCGGUGAAGGAGAUAGAGAGGAGUCUGGUGGAGUUGCACCAGGUGUUCUUGGACAUGGCGGCUCUGGUCGAAGCCCAGGGACACAUGCUCAACGAUAUAGAGACCCACGUCGCGAAGGCGAGCUCCUUCGUCAUGCGCGGCUCCGACCAGCUCCAGCUCGCGAGGGAACACCAGAAGAGCUCGAGGAAAUGGACGUGUAUCGCCAUCGUGCUCGGCCUUGUCCUUGUCCUUGUUAUCUUGUUCCCCAUCUUAUCUUCUGUCAUUCUCCAUUGA
Tarenaya hassleriana is the source of this 1038-nucleotide messenger RNA. RefSeq names its product syntaxin-123-like. Gene Ontology annotation, biological process: vesicle fusion; exocytosis; intracellular protein transport. The coding region runs from base 130 to 1038 and encodes 302 amino acids. Gene Ontology annotation, cellular component: plasma membrane; SNARE complex; endomembrane system. The transcript is spliced from 2 exons. The record is from RefSeq and is a predicted model, not a curated record. Gene Ontology annotation, molecular function: SNARE binding; SNAP receptor activity. NCBI's taxonomy places the organism in Eukaryota, Viridiplantae, Streptophyta, Magnoliopsida, Brassicales, Cleomaceae.